This is a messenger RNA of Brenthis ino (lesser marbled fritillary), 1065 nucleotides long. NCBI's taxonomy places the organism in Eukaryota, Metazoa, Arthropoda, Insecta, Lepidoptera, Nymphalidae. The record is from the annotation of a GenBank genome assembly.
AUGGAUUAUAAUAUUUAUUUAAAAUGUGACAAUUUGCAAUAUACUGGAAGUUGUGUUGAACGCGGUAUUAGAAAUGCCUUUGUUGCUAAAAACGAAGUAAUGAGUCAAAGAGGAGUUUUAGUACCCUCUAAUGGCAAUACUGCAUUAGGUGCAGCUUAUCACGGCGGAUCCUUGGGAAUACCCGUAACAGUAAUUCUACCUGAUCGUACCCCUCCUUCACUUACGCACCGCUGCGCUGAUCUCGGUGCUGAUGUUGUAUUGUUCGGCGAAACACUCGAAGACGUUAUAAAUUAUGCCAAGAAAGCUAAUCGUGACGAGAACCAGACAUUGCUUAGUUCAGAUGAUCCAUUAAUAUUGGCGGGAUUGGGCUCACUCGGUGUGGAAAUCAUUACUCAGCUCCCGGAAACAGACGCGGUUAUUGUACCGGUAGCGGCCGGUGGACUGCUGGCGGCAACACUUGUCGCGUGCAAGAAGCUCAAGUGCACCUGCCUUGUUUAUGGAGCAGAAUGUGCAAAAGUUCCAAAGAUGAUGAAGCCAUUGCAAGCCGGUCAUCCAAUAUCUGUGCCGGUGGUACCAAAUUUGGCUCAAGGUCUUAACGCGUCUAUCGUCGGACAAAAUGCGUUUGCUACAAUAAAGGGAAGAUUGGAUAGAAUGUUAACUGUUGAUGAAUCGUAUAUCGCUCGGGCUGUAAUAAAUAUAUUAGAACGUGAGCGAUUAGUUGCUGAUGGUGCUGGUGUCUGCGCCCUGGCUGCAGUGAUGCAAGGACUGGUACCGGAGUUAAGAGGAAGACGUGCGGUAUGCGUAAUAAGUGGGGGUAAUAUAGACCCAGCCAGGUUAACGCAGACUAUACAACGUGGGCUUGGUGUGAGUGGAAGACUUAUGCGUUUUGGUGUGGCACUGCCGGAUAACUGCCAUGGUGAUGUUGGAACCACUUGGGCCAAUGUUGUGGUUGAAACUGCCAAUGAAGAACAUGCAUCUACUUUUAAGGAUCGUCUAAGAGAACAAUAUCCAUCAAUAAGAUUUGCCAUAGCUGAUAUUGACGAUAAACAUAAAGUAACCAUUAGG